CCGGCGAGGAGGAAACAGGCGCCCGCCCACCACCACCCACCAGCACCCAGGUCGUCUACCACCAAACGGGGGGAGAGAGAGAGAGAAGGCGGCAGCAGCAGCCAGCCGCAAGAAAGCUCUGUCGCGUGAGGCAGGCCAUUAGUUAAAAAAAAAAGUAUCCCUCGCGUGCGACGAAGCCUCGAGACGCCGGGCCGAGGCGACGAGGCGGACAGCGAGAGGCGGACCGAGGGCGAGGAGAGAGAGAGAGAGAGAGGGUGCGUGUGUGCGGGGUGCGAACGGCCCGAAUCUCGCGAUCCCCAAAUCCGGAGGGCGUCGGAGCCGGCCGAUUCGGGCCGCUCCGGCCGCGGCGGCGGCGGCGGGGCUGCGAUUCGGGGGGAUUCGCCCGAUCGGGGAGCUCGCGGGCGGGGAUUCGAGCUCGCGAUUCGGGGGGCGAGCGAGGCGGGCGGGGUGUGGGAGGUGUGCCCGGGCGGGGCGGGGCGGUUGACCGGGGCUGUGUAGGUGGGGUGGGUGGAUGCUGUCCGUGCGGAGGCGGCAGGAGGAUGCUGGCGGCGCCGCCGGCAUGGCGGACCACGCCGAGCUGGAGGAGGGGGAGGCCUACGCCGACGACAUGCCCCCCUUCGACGACCCGGACGUCUCCCUCGCUUACAUUGAUGAAAAACUACAAAAUGUACUAGGCCAUUUUCAAAAGGACUUUGAAGGAGGCGUUUCUGCAGAGAAUCUAGGAUCAAAAUUUGGUGGAUAUGGCUCAUUUUUGCCAACCUACCAGCGUUCCCCCCUUCUGCCCCACACUAGAACUCCACCUAAGGUGGCAAAUGCUAGCUCAAGAUCUCCUUAUCACCAGUCUACUGAGGAUGUGUGUCAGAACCCUCCGGCUAUGGCCGUUCCAUCUGUUUCCCAGAAUAAUGGUUCUGUGGCUCCUUUUUCUGGUGAUUCAAUUAAAAAGGAAAGAUGCGAAAGCACAGCGUCUAAAAGGGGCUCUAGCACCCAUGAUCCUUCAAAUGGCCCAUCUAAGUCUAGCGACCAGAAUAGAUUUAAAGUACGGAUAAAAGUUGGUUCCGACAAUGUCUUGGCAAGAAAUAAUGCAGCUAUUUACAGUGGUUUGGGCCUUGACAUUUCUUCACCUUCAUCCGUGGAGGAAAGCCCUGAUGGGCACGGGGGCCUCUCCCCCGAAUUUAGCAAUGUGCAACUUGAAUCUCCCCGGACCAUUCUUCAGAUCAUGACAUGCUUUUCAGUUCCUGGAGGGUACUUGUUAUCCCCUCUUCAUGGCAGUUUGUUGCAACUGACAAAGAAGGUUGUGCCUUCAUUGAAGAAAUGGGAAACAAGCUUGGAGAUAGAAAAUGCACAGGAAGCAUAUGGAGGGCAUGUGGUUAAGAAAAUGAAGUCUGAUGGUAAGAAAAAGAAACCCACAGAUAUGAAGAGGUCAAGUAAUAGAAACGAUGUCAGUGCAUUUAUGAAAAAUGAGAUCGAUGUAGAAACACUUGCUGGCCAGAAGAUUGCAUCAGAAGCUCUCAGCAUACCGUCUAGUCCCAGAGGCAUGGAUGCAAACAGCAAUUGUCAAUUUGAAGAAGAAGCAACAGGAAAAUCUUUGGAAAGAAACAAAGAUGAUCGAUUGAAAGAAUGGGCUGUAAACAGCAACAGCAAGACAAUCACAGCUGAAACUGCCAAAGAGGAGACUACCGACUGUUUAGCAAGUGGUGGUUUUGGCAGCUCAGAAUUGGAACUUUCAGCAGCAAAGAGGGAGCUGAAACCUGUGACAGAAAAGACAGCGUUGACUUUAGAAGAGAUGAAUACAACCAGUGACACAGAUUUUCUGUUGGAUAGGAAACAUGAAAGAAAAAUAAAGCCUGAGAGUAAAAUCAAUCCUUCUGUCAUUAACUUUGAAGAAAACGCAGUUAUAGAUGAAAAAGCUCCUGCUGUUUGCAGAAGCAUGGAGAAGGUUACUAGCAAAGAGGCUUCACUUUAUGAUACAAAUGUGAAAAGUAACACCAAGAGUGAGGCCAAAAGAAUUCACAGGGAACAAAAGAAGAAUGCUCCAACAUCUUCUGAUCUUCUGGAUGUUGACAAGGGUGCUCGUUCUUCUGCUGGAGUUAAAGAGAGGAAAAACGAUUCUCACUCCAAAUCUAGCCACUCCGGGAAGAAACCCAAAGCAAAACCACAUAGAGAUGUCAGGGACAGUUUGCCUGACGGAUCCCAUGGAUCCAAAGAGCAGGAUAUAUUGGAGAAUGGGGUUGGAUUGGGAGAGUUGCAGCCAAAGGAAAAAUAUUGGAUCAAAAGGGAUUCUGAUAUGCUUGGGGCAUCAAAGAGGGAGAUUUCAUCUAGUGCAAAGCAUGACAGACAUAUAGCUUCUGAGGAGCAGAAGAUGCAUGUACCUCCAUCUUCUGUAUCGACUGCAAAUGCAGCUCCUGCACUUCAAGCACCUGUCGUGAUAGAGGAACAUUGGGUACAAUGUGACAUAUGUCAGAAAUG
Molecule: messenger RNA, 2466 nt
Organism: Triticum urartu
Lineage: Eukaryota; Viridiplantae; Streptophyta; Magnoliopsida; Poales; Poaceae
Source: RefSeq, a predicted model, not a curated record